AUGAUCGGGUUUCAGGGCCGCAUGGCAGGGCGUCGCGCUACAGAGGCCCGGGAAUCACAUGUUUUCACGAGGGACUUCCAGGACUACGUCGAGAGCAGGGAUAGGACCUACUUCAGAACUCGGGAUCACUUCUCAGACUACGCAGAAGCCAAGGCCCGAGACCCGUCUAGAUCCAAGAAGUAGGACAUCUAUUGUGCGCUUCUGUGACUGGUACUUGUUUGGGUUGUGACUGAUGUUAGAAAUGGCGGCGGUGACGAUUCACAAUUGAAGGAAAAGGGCAAAGGCACGGCGAAAUAGCCGACCUUUCGAGUUGCCGGAGUCCCAGUAAACGACCGAAAAUUGCGCGGUCACCUGGUGUAACUCAGGCGCGCAACACGUUGGCCACAAGGAUCCAGCGUGGUAAGAGGUGAUCAAAUCAGAGUCUGAUGGCUCUGGAUGGAUUCCCGACUUCGAAUAGAUUCAUCCUGUGAUCGUGGACGUGUUGUAGGAUGCAGCAAUGUUAGAAGUUCGCACUCAGGGAAUGUGUAUGUGAGUCCUUAUCUCGUCUGUAAUCCCUAUAAACAUCGGGUGGUAAGCGAUCACUAACCGUCUCUG
Molecule: messenger RNA, 594 nt
Organism: Ectocarpus sp. CCAP 1310/34
Lineage: Eukaryota; Phaeophyceae; Ectocarpales; Ectocarpaceae
Source: the annotation of a GenBank genome assembly